AUGCCAGCGGGUGCGCGCGCGUUUCCUUCACAGUCGGUUGACAGCUGGAAGACGGAGAGGCUUCUCAACACAGCGUAGAAAAACUUUCGAUUUUCAUUUUGUCUUUUGUUUUGACGUUGUACGAGCCAAUCACAGGAACAAUCUCUUCGCGACUGCGCGGAGGUUAUUCCCUUCUUUAUUUGUUGCUUUAUUUGAUUUGAACACUUUCUUUAGAAGUAAGUGGAGAACUGUCGCCGGUUCCUGAUAUAAGAGUGAAAAGAGCUCAUUCCAGAUCGCAGAGGGAAACUCAAUUGUUCUCAAUUGACACUGUUUUAUGACUUGAUUCCUACCAUCUGUGGACUCUGGAAUUAAAGAAUAUGACAUUCUGAUGCAUAUGAUUACAGUGAUUUUGUGCUAGCUUCCCAUUUACAUCCUCUAGAGGAAAAAAAAGCUUGCCUAUAAAAGAACUAUCAAAAUAUAAAUAACUGACAAAGUGAUAUCAUUUUAUUAUCAUACACUAUUGGAUAUUUCAACAAUGCCAACUUGGCCAGAGGAAGACCCUUGGAAUGAUGGACUUCUAACCAGACAGAAGAAACAUGGCUCUCUAUCCCUUAGCCAUCACCAGUUGUGUUUGUAUUUCUUCAUGACACGUGGAUGGAUAUAGACAUUGUUCAGCUGCAGUCACCAUCGAUUUUCUACUUAAAUCAGUUACAUCGUUGGCCUCAGAGAAUGAUAUGCCCAAGAAAGAAGAGGCCCAUCAAAGAUGAGGAUUUUUCUGCCAUCGUGGUGCCCUCCAUGAGGGGUCAUGGUUACUUGGAUUACACGGUUGAAAGUCACCCAUCUAGAGCCAUGCAAAUCAUGGAUGAGUUCCGCCAUCACGAGUUGCUCUGUGACCUGGUUUUACAUGUGACAUACAAGGACAAGAUAGUGGAUUUUAAGGUGCAUAAACUGGUGCUGGCUGCCUGCAGUCCUUACUUCAAAGCCAUGUUCACCAGUAAUUUCAAGGAAUGCCACGCCUCGGAGGUCACCCUGAGAGACGCGUGUCCUCAGGUCAUCAGCCGCCUCAUUGACUUCGCCUACACCUCCCGCAUCACAGUGGGCGAGAAAUGUGUUCUUCAUGUUCUCUUGGCUGCCAUGCGUUAUCAGAUGGAAGAAGUGGCCAGAGCGUGCUGUGAUUUCCUCACAAAGAACCUGGAGCCGUCUAAUGUCAUAGGCAUCUCGAGAUUCGCAGAGGAGAUCGGCUGCACUGAGCUGCACCUUCUUACUAGAGAGUAUAUCAACACUCACUUCAAUGAGGUAACCAAAGAGGAGGAGUUCUUCAGUCUGUCCCAUUGUCAGUUGCUGGAGCUGAUUAGUCAGGACAGUCUAAAGGUGCUAUGCGAGACUGAGGUCUACAAGGCCUGUAUCGACUGGGUCCGCUGGGAUGCAGAGAGUCGUGCCCAGUACUUCCAUGCCCUCCUCAAUGCAGUCCACAUCUAUGCCUUGCCACCCACAUUCCUCAAACGACAACUGCAAUCCUGCCCCAUUCUUAGCAAGGCCAACUCCUGCAAGGACUUCCUGUCCAAAAUCUUCCAGGACAUGACUCUUCGAAAACACUUGCCACCUGCACCCCAUCGCGGGACACAGCUUAUAUAUGUAGCUGGGGGUUACAGGCAACACUCCCUGGACUCUUUGGAAGCCUUUGACCCACGGAAGAAUGUCUGGCUGAAGUUAGCCGAUAUGGGAUCUCCCUGUAGCGGACUAGGGGCCUGCGUGUUGUUUGGGCUCCUUUAUACUGUCGGAGGCCGGAACCUUUCUAUACAGAAUAACACAGAAUCCGGAUCUUUGUCCUGCUACAACCCCAUGACCAACCAGUGGACCCAGCUAGCUCUGCUUAACACACCCAGAAACAGAGUGGGUGUUGGGGUCAUUGACGGGAGCAUUUAUGCUAUAGGGGGCUCGCAUGCCUCUACACAUCACAACAGUGUUGAGAGGUAUGACCCAGAGACAAACCGCUGGACAUUUGUAGCACCUAUGUCAGUUGCGCGACUUGGGGCUGGUGUUGCCACAUGUGGAGGAAAUCUGUAUGUGGUUGGGGGCUUCGAUGGGGACAACCGAUGGAACACGGUGGAGCGCUAUCAGCCAGACACUAAAACCUGGCAGCAUGUGGCACCUAUGAACACUGUUCGGAGCGGUCUUGGGGUGGUGUGUCUGGAUAACUACCUCUAUGCAGUUGGUGGCUAUGAUGGUCAAACCCAACUUAAAACGAUGGAGAGAUAUAACGUAGCUCGAGAUGUGUGGGAACCCAUGGCCUCUAUGAAUCACUGCCGCAGUGCACAUGGAGUCACGGUCUUCCAGUGCAAGAUAUACGUUUUAGGUGGAUUCAAUCAAGGGGGUUUCCUGUCCAGCGUGGAGUGCUACUGUCCGGACAGUAAUGUAUGGACGUAUGUAACUGAUAUGCCUGUUGGCCGCAGUGGAAUGGGUGUUGCUGUGACCAUGGAACCAUGCCCUGGAAUUCUGCCAGAAGAUGAGGAGGAGGAGGUGUAAUGUGGAAGCAUGAACUCUGAACAUGUGCCAUCUGAUGACAACUCAAAGUCGACUUUAUGCAUGUGAUGCCAAUGAGGACAUUUUUCUUUUUAAUAUAUAGGUUCAUUCAAGUUUAUUUCGAUAAAUCUCUCUCUACUACAAAGUGUGCAUGAUUCAGAGAGAGAGAGAAGUCGCUAAUCACUGGACUAUCAGAUCUGAAUGAAUAUGUUGUGACUGAGACAUACACAGUCGUAUUGUCUAACUAGCUUGUUCUAUAUUCAUGUCAGAAUAAGCACUUUUUAACCCUCAUGUGUUGUUCGGGUCAUUUUUGACCCAUUUUCAUUUUAUUUCUUUAAUAAAAAUGGUAUUCUUCGUCUGA
This is a messenger RNA of Myxocyprinus asiaticus (Chinese sucker), 2863 nucleotides long. Its product is annotated as kelch-like ECH-associated protein 1A. Gene Ontology annotation, molecular function: protein binding. The record is from RefSeq and is a predicted model, not a curated record. Lineage: Eukaryota; Metazoa; Chordata; Actinopteri; Cypriniformes; Catostomidae. The transcript has 7 exons. Bases 634 to 2505 code for a protein of 623 amino acids.